Messenger RNA from Microplitis demolitor, 5226 nucleotides. RefSeq lists its product as uncharacterized. The record is from RefSeq and is a predicted model, not a curated record. The transcript has 6 exons. Bases 3315 to 4862 code for a protein of 515 amino acids. NCBI's taxonomy places the organism in Eukaryota, Metazoa, Arthropoda, Insecta, Hymenoptera, Braconidae.
AAUAGGUAAUACAUAACCUAUCAUUAUUGAAAGUUUACCUAACUUAUAAUGAUUUAUUUUAUUUUCUUGUUGAUGUAUCGUGCUCACAGUGGUAGAGUGUCUUACAUGCAAGAUUUUUAUUUGAUGUUCUACCACUGGAUCAAGAACUUGCUCAAGUUUUAGAUCAAGCUAGAGUUCAUAUAUGACCGAUGGUCAGAAUUAUAAUCCUAACAGUAUUUGUGAAGUUGCUAAAAAUGUGAUAAAAUGUUGACAACUAGUUAAUUGUGCUGAAAAACGAUAUAGACCUGUAACUGCCAGCAUUAAUUUUUAUAACACACCUCAACAAAUAAGAUCUGUGCUGAACAAUUUGGAGCAUGAGUAUUGUCAUAAUGAAGAUUGGUGUUUUGGCGGAGAAAAACGCAGUCAAGUACCAAUAUCUAUUGGGUAACAUCAACAACAAAAAGAAGUUUUUUUUAAAGCUUGGACUCUGAUACGGCGGAUCGCAGAAAAUUUUUUUAAGUAUACAAAUAGAAGCUUACAAUUUUAUGGCUAUGAAAUCACCAGUAGUGGGCCUGAAAAUAAGAUUAAAAAUAUUUUUGAAGAAUUAUGUCAAGAAAAUAAAGCAUUAAAACAUUGGAUGCAACGUAAAAAACGGCUUAAUCAUUAUCAACAAUACGUUAUCUUUGAACGUAGUGCUAAUCAAGCUUUAGAAUGGAUACGUGGAACUGGUGAAUUGCACUUUGCUAUAUAUACAAACGUUGGAAAAAAUCAUCUCAAAAAUGAAAAGCUUCCUCAACAAUAUAACCAAUUCAAAGAAAAGAAGAGGAAGAGUAAAAUUAUUGUCACAACUGGCCAACAAUUUAAUGAAAAAAAGGGCACGCUUACGCAACAGCCAUAAAACAAUCUGUUGCUGGUUUAUCAGAGUUAUAAACAUUUCAGUAUGCGCAUGGGUUGUUUUAAAACACAGGUUAAAGAUGACCUAAGAAAAAGGAAUAAAAUUUGGUAAUGUUCUAAGAGAUUUAUCAAUAGAUCGCAAUUCAGAUUCAUCACUAGAAAAACAAUCUGGUAUGUUUCCAUAAUUAGUUUACACGUAAUAGUGAAAAUAUAUUAUUCACUUAAAUACUAAUAUUGUGGAUAUUACUUUAUUUCAAAUUCAUUAUGGCUGAAUUAUUACAAAGUGAAUGAACUUAUGUCAAAAAUUUAGAGACGCAUAUUCGGUGUUCCUUAGAAGAAACCUAAAAUGAAUGUUGUAAUGUCCCAUCAGAAUUAUUGUAAAUCAAUUAUAUUUUGUGAUAUGGAAGAAAUUCAUCACUUUCAUAGCAAUAUAUAUGUACACAAACUGAAAAUAUAUGAAACAAUGCCAGAAGAUGUUGGUCAUUGCUUUAUCACUUGGGCAGCUAAAUUUGAUAUGGGCGCUACUUAUUGUUAUAAUAAACCAGAAAGUAAUCAAUUGUUAGUGGCUCAUGGAGGAAUCGGGUUUAAAGAUUUACAAAGAAAACAUCGUGUUAAACAUCUAAUAGCUGUAUAUCUUAUUAAACCUGUACAGCGAAUUACUAAGUAUAGGUUUCUGCUCAAAGAUUUGCAAAGUGUUUUUAAAAAAGCGUGAAAUAAAAGAUAGACUCACACAUUCUGCAGGAAAGGUGAAAUACAUUUAUGAGAUUCACUCAAUGAUUUCAGAACUUGGUGUGAUUGAGGGUGAUAAGUAAAAAUUUACUGUUUAGACUUGUCGGGCACUAACCAGUGCCAUAAGAGUCGUAUUACCUGCAAAUUCAUAAAAUGCAAAACAACUGUGAGUUAAAUGUUUACGUGAAUUGCUACAAAAAUUUUACUUUAGCUUCAACGUGCCUAAAAAUCCACCUAAAAAAGUUUGAGUCAGCAAACGAGUAAUCUAACCACCGUUAGAUGCUUCAGCACACCAAAGCUUCAAAUACUGAUAUUUGUAUUAAUGCCUAUUCCGAUUAAACAAAUAUUGGACGUUAAUGAAGCACAUGAAUUGGCAGCCACCAGCCCGCAGUCAAAUUUGCCAAUCAGUAAACCUGUAAACACUGGUCUUACACCGAUUGGGUUACGUGUUGCUAAUACUCUGCAGUAGACUAUAUUUUUAUUCAAGUGCGAACCGUUAAAUGCUUCGUUGAUCCGUCUUCGGUUACUGUUACAACAUUAUACUUCCCAAACAGAGGAGUUAUUGGAAUCGGUUGGUUGAGCAUUUCGUCAGUGAUGAUCCCUCAAAUCGAUAUACGCCAAUUUGUCGAUAGUGUAAUAAUGGAAUGGAAUGGUUGUUACUGUCAAUACUGGAAUUCAGUACACAAACAAAAGUCAUUAAGAAUUUUAAUAACGAAGUAUUUUUGUAAGUUAAAUAUUUGUCAGUAAGAAGAAAUAAAAUCUGAUAAGUAAGGAAAAUAAAUGCCGUUAUUGUAAAAAAAGUGGUCCUACUAACAGUGCGAAUCGCACGAAAUAUUUUAAGUCGAAAAAAUUACUCAAAAUAAGAAAGUAUUUAGUAUAAUUGAGAGUUGGCUUCUUCGUGAGAAAAUGUUAAAUAUUUUUUUGUCGUUGUCAGGGCUUAUAUUUCAUAGUUAUGUAUUUUAUGAAGAAUUGGUUGCAGUCGAUGAUAAUUUUUAAAUAUCGUCAUCGAUGUUUUCGCAGGUCCAUUAAUAAGGCUAGAGAUAAUAAUAGAAUUCCAGGUAAUGCUUUAGGUCUUUUAAUACUUGUUAUGGUUAACCAAAUAGCUUCCUUACUUGGGUUAUCAUCUUAAUAAUAUCGAACUCAUGAAAACUUAUGGUUUUUAAAUAUCAAUCUGGUUACAAAGUGUCAUAUUUCAGAUACUGAGUAUUUCCUCUAGUCCCUUAGAGAACAACGUUAAUGAUUAUAUACAUUGCAGACUACACAAAAUGCCAAGAAAACCAAAAGUGUCUGUGAAUGAAGCAGUAGAAUUAUUGAAAGAGUUUAUAUUAUUGGGUAAUUUUAAAGACAAUAAUUUUCCAAUAAAAAGUUCCGAGGUAUGGAUAAAAAUGAGUCAGCGGUUAGAUGGUAAAUGGGCGGCAAGAGACGUCUACAGAGAAGUAAGAGAAGAUAGAAGAAAAAUACUGUCAAAAGCUCGGGAAGAAGUUGGUGUUGCUGGUAUAAGUUCGUUUAAUAUGACCGACGAAGAUACGUAUACAUCUGAAACAGAAAAUGAAAAUGAUUCAAAUUCAAGUGGCAGUGAAUGGUAAGCUUCAGGAACAGAAACUAUCUUUCUACCGAUUGAAAAAGAACUCUUCGAGGCAUUACAUGAGAAAGAAUCAAUCAUUUAUAAGAAAAGAAAAUAUAACAUUUUAGAACGUUUUAAAUGGACUAGCAUGCUGGCAGAAAAAUUAUAUGCUCUCACUUACUUGCCUUGUGCAUUCGUUUUUAAGAAUGCUAAAAUUUAUAAUAAUGAAGGUAGCAUUCAUUACCUAUUUAUACGAGGGCGAUGUUCAAGUAAAUUGUGUGGAAAUAUCAUUUUUGCAUAUUUGGACAAAAAACCUUGUGAUUUUCCAUGUCAGCUACGAAUAAGGACAAAGGAUAGUUUCGGAGAAUCUCACGAGAAUGUACAUAGACCUACUCGAAAGUUUCAACGAAUGAUUAUUGGUGCGAAAGCGUUAAGUGAAGGAGUCGGAAAUUACACUAAACGUCAGGCGCAAUUGUACAGCCAAGAUAAUAAACGUCUUCCUCCAAUAUUGCCGAAACAAAACAUUAUACGGCAAUGUAAAAAUGAAUAUCUCCAUGAAAAAUUAAGAGUGAAACUAGGAGACGGACGUGAUGUUGUUAGCACCAUAGAAAACAUGAGAUAUAAUCCUCUUUAUCCAGGAUUCAUUCAGGAUGUGAAAAAAGAUAAAUUUUAUGUGAUCUACAGCACUCCUAAUCAAUUAGUUGCAUACAAACGUUACUGCAAGCUUACUCAUGCGUCUUCUAAAAUAGCAAUUGAUGGUACUGGCAGUAUUAUAAAGCCAAUAAUUCAUUCAAACGGACGUAAAUCUGGUCAUCUAUUUUUGUAUGCUAUUGUUAUAAAUUACAACAACAAAUCACACUCAGUCCAUCAAUUACUCACGGAAAGUCAAAAUACACAAAUGUUAAUAUGGUGGCUAAAACAGUGGUUUUCUAUGGGGGCACCGAAACCAAAAGAGGCUAACUGCGACAGCUCUAGAGCUUUAAUUAAUGCUCUUUCAUUUACAUUAAAUGACCAAUCUAUUAAGGUUUAUAUAGAUAUCAUAUUCUUACGAGCAAUCGGUGACUUUUCUCACUCCACAAGACCAGCGAUUUCUACAUAUAUCCGUCUGGAUGUUGCUCAUUUCAUCCAUAUGAUAAGUAGGUGGAAAUGUUUUAAAAAUCAAAAAAAUUCUCUCGUAAAGUCAUUUUACAUGCAUUGUAUCGUUCUCAUGAUUGAUUGUCAAACUGUCGAACAAUUUGAGAUGAUAUUUCGUCUGAUUUGUAUAGUUGCAUUAAAUGAGUGCGAGGACUCGAUUAUUACGGUUACUGAUGAAAGUGUUAAAUAUGCUAGACCUAAAUUACAAUCAAUCAUUGCAUCACGAGAUCUUACUGAACUUGUGAAAGAUUUAGGAUCACACGAAGCUGGUGAUACAAUACCUGAAAAAAAUGAUCCAGAAGAAAAUGGUAAUCACAGUGAUGAUGUUACUCAACUUAGUCCAGUGAAAAUAUUUAUUAACGAUAUAUAUAAAUCAGCAUUUCCCUCCAACAUAUUAGGAUCGAUUGCUAGUGCUUAUUAUUUUAAAGAAUUUAUUGAGGAGUUUUUAGUUAGAGCGUAUGAGUUUCCUAUUUGGACAGCAUCCUGUUUACCUCAUGAAGCUGAUCAUGUCACGACCAGUUACACUGAACAGUUUUUUGUGAUAAAAAAGAAAGAAGCUUAAAAGACUGGAAUAACCUUUUGCGCGCUGAUGUUUUUUUAAAAGCAGAAUAUCAAGAGUACAAUGGUAGUUCGGCGGAGUUACAUUCAAAUUUGAUUAAAACCAAGAAACAAAAUGAUUUGGAUAAUAUUUUAAAAUUUGACAACGAUUCAAAAAAAACUAAGUGUACUGCUAAUGAUAAAAAUGACAAUGCAAAUGAAGUGUCUAAUCAAGAUUCAAAUGGUAAAUGUAACUUUGAUGAAAACUAUAAAUGUAAUAAAAUAUAUACUACAGCUAGUUAUGAAGAAGCCGAAAUUAAGGAAACAUUAAUUCGAGGUUUAGAUGAUGAAUUUAGCGUUGAUGAUAAUAAUAAGCUUAAUGAUGAGUG